UGGGAUGUCCGGGUGGCGUGUGUCCUCCGAGAGUUUCAUGUCUAUGCCAUUGGCAGCUCUGCGUUCCUGCGAACGGGUCGGGGGAAUGCCUGCUCUAUCUUUAACUUGAUUGGGUUGUUGGAGUGGUGCUCGCCCUCGUGUUUUUUUUCCUUCAGUUUCUGGUGAAUGCGCGAGUAAAGUUGUUCUCUUACCCGUGGUUUGGCUUCUGCAUGUCUGUAUUGUCGCGUGACGCUGGUUUUGCUGCGUGUGUUUCUAUCGCCGCAUCUCACUGAUUUUAAUAUGCGCGGCCAUGUGCUUAGAAUAAUUUCGUGGAGCGCGUGGGUCUUAGACAUCGUUCUGAUGCUAUCGGGCAAGCAAAUUUACUUCAUCGCACGGAAAUUUGGUUUGGAUUAUCAGAUACAAUCACUUGAAGAAAGUGCUGAAGUACUAAGAGAGAGGUGCUUGAAGUUUCAUAAAGGUUGCCGCAAGUAUACUGAAGGGCUAGGUGAAGCCUAUGAUGGAGAUAUUGCAUUUGCAAGCGCACUUGAGACAUUUGGAGGAGGCCACAAUGAUCCAAUCAGUGUUGCUUUCGGCGGACCUGUCAUGAACAAAUUUACAAUUGCCCUGAGAGAAAUAGGAACAUAUAAGGAAGUCCUGCGCUCCCAGGUUGAGCAUAUGCUAAAUGACAGAUUGCUAAACUUUGUAGAUGUUGAUUUGCAUGACGUUAAGGAUGCCAGGAAGCGUUUUGACAAGGCUAGCCUCGUGUAUGACCAGAUUCGCGAGAAAUACUUAUCAUUGAAGAAAGGCACAAGAGCAGACAUAACAACUGCCAUUGAAGAAGAGCUCCAUAGUGCUAGGUCUUCAUUUGAGCAAGCUCGUUUUAACCUGGUAACUGCAAUUUCGCAUAUCGAGGCAAAGAAGAGAUUUGAAUUUUUGGAGGCUGUUAGUGCGACAAUGGAUUCACACCUCCGAUAUUUUAAACAAGGGUAUGAACUAUUGCAUCAGAUGGAACCCUAUAUUAAUCAGGUUCUGGCCUAUUCGCAGCAAUCAAGAGAGAGGGCAAACAAGGAACAAGCUUCUCUUUUAGAGAGGAUGCAUGAGUACAAAAAGCAGAUAGAGCGUGAUAGUCGGUCAUCUGGGAAUGGUUUAAAUGAUUCCCCUAAUGUAGAUGGCAUACAAACAAUCGGUAGAAGUUCACAUAAAAUGAUUGAAGCAGUGAUGCAGUCAUCCACAAAAGGCAAGGUUCAGACCAUUCGUCAAGGUUACCUCUCAAAGAGAUCAUCAAACUUGAGAGGUGACUGGAAAAGAAGGUUUUUUGUUCUGGAUAGUCGAGGGAUGUUGUACUACUAUCGCAAGCAAAUUAAUAGGCCAGCUGGUGUUUCUCAAGUUCAAAGAACCAACAAUACCCCUGAACAUGGUUCAGGGUUGCUGAGCAGAUUGUUCUCUUCUCAUUACCAUGGUAUACAUGAUGAAAAAUCUGUUGCACGGCAUACAGUAAAUUUGCUGACAUCAACCAUUAAAGUCGAUGCAGAACAAUCAGAUCUGAGGUUCUGCUUCAGAAUUAUUUCACCCAUGAAGAUCUACACAUUGCAGGCAGAGAGUGCUCUAGAUCAGAUGGAUUGGAUCGAAAAAAUUACUGGUGUCAUUGCAUCUUUGCUGAACGCACAAUCCCCAGAACAGUGUCUGCACAGCCCUAGGAGCUGCGGCCAUGAUCGGAGCGCUAGUGAGAGUAGCUCCUAUACUAGUUCAGUGGAACUGGAAACUUCCACAAGUGAAGAUUUAACACUGGAAAAGAAUGCUGGAAAUGGACAACAUCAUCACAGGACCCAUAUCAAACCCGAAAAACCAAUUGACUUGCUUAGGAGGGUUGAUGGUAAUACUAUUUGUGCUGAUUGUGGUGCUGCGGAACCUGAUUGGGCGUCGUUAAACCUCGGUGCUCUUCUGUGCAUAGAGUGUUCUGGAGUACACAGAAAUCUAGGAGUGCAUAUAUCGAAGGUAAGGUCUCUGACUCUCGAUGUCAGAGUCUGGGAGCCAUCUGUAAUCAAUCUCUUUCAAUCAUUAGGCAACAUGUUUGUGAACAGAGUUUGGGAAGAAACAUUACCUUCAUCAAACAAUGGCUCUUCUGUUGAUAAUACAAGUACUAAUGGAUCACAGGCAGCACAAUACUUAACCACCAGCAAGCCUAAACACUCAGAUCCUUUCUCUGCCAAAGAGAAGUUUAUUCAUGCCAAGUAUGCUGACAAGGAAUUUGUACGGAGGCAUAGUAUCGAUGAGAUUCACAUAGCUCAGCAGAUGUGGGACAGUGUAACUGCAAAUGACAAGAAAGGAGUAUACAGUCUCAUCGUGGCAUCACACGCCAAUGUAAAUUUGGUUUAUGGGCAGAUGGCUUCUGGUUUGUUACUGAAUCUUGGAAAAGCACUUAUACAAGAGCAGCCAACUUCACCAGCUGAUGGAAGCCCUAGAUUUUUCGACUGCAAUUCACAUGAGAAGGUUUCUCCUAGAGAGUCGCUUUCUCCUCCCAGCACAAGUUCACAUGUAGAUGAGUUGGAUGAUAGAUAUGAGGGUUUCUCCUUGCUUCAUCUUGCAUGCCGUGUUGCAGAUGUGGGGAUGGUUGAAUUACUUUUGCAGUAUGGUGCUAGUGUAAAUGUGUCUGAUUCAAGAGGUCGGAUGCCCCUUCAUCACUGUAUUUUGAAAGGAAGACAUCUGCAUGCAAAGCUUCUGCUCUCCAGGGGAGCUGACACACAUGCCAUAGACCGAGAUGGCAGAUCAGCAUUGCAGUAUGCAAUGGACCGUUCCACAAGUGACGAAGGCAUGCUUGCGUUGUUAGAGGAGCACUUCAGAUAAUUGCUGCAGGCAGCCUUCACGUCAGGAGUAUGGGCCCAGCAAACAAACAGAGUAGGCUGUGGCGCUGUCUGAGUUACUCAGCUCCAUGUUCUGAUAAGCCCCCAGCUUGUCUUGCUGAUAGUCCGAAGUUCGUGGCAUGAAUGGAACCUAAUCUUCUUCUGGAGAUCCCGCAACAUGAUGAUGUGGUUUAUUCUCUUGUCCGGUUGUUAGUUUUAGCGUGCCCCGGUCUUAUUUAUCAUCUCGCAAGCCGUCCGGUUGGUGUUUGCAGAUGGUGCAUAGUAAUUUUGUAUAUGGAGUUGCUUCUUAUAUCCAUCAUCUUUCCAUGUAAGGUAGAUGGCCCUGUGGUGAAAGAUGAUUGUACAUAUGGAGAUGUGUCAUUGUGAUUUAUGGAAAUAUGAAUUACUCGGUACGCUUUA
Messenger RNA from Aegilops tauschii subsp. strangulata, 3239 nucleotides. Its product is annotated as ADP-ribosylation factor GTPase-activating protein AGD3. NCBI's taxonomy places the organism in Eukaryota, Viridiplantae, Streptophyta, Magnoliopsida, Poales, Poaceae. Gene Ontology annotation, molecular function: GTPase activator activity; protein binding. The record is from RefSeq and is a predicted model, not a curated record. Gene Ontology annotation, cellular component: cytoplasm.